AUGCCGAAGCCAGCAUUUUGCAAGGGCAAUCCUGAUGAAUCAGUACCCUGCUAUUGCGAAGAGUACUCGGCACCCACAAAUAUUCCAGUUGGCCAAAAAGAACUUUGCGCUGAAUGUUUGCAUGGGAAGAGCAAACAUCCACGACCUCAACCGCCUGUACUGGCUGAGCUACCAGCAGUCGCUACUGCAAAGGAACGAGUUGGAGUGACAGCUAUAUUCAAGCAAUCGCUCGCUCGACGAGCAGGACAAGGUAGUCAGAAUACAACUACUGCGACAGCUGCGAGAGAUGAGGUAAUGGCAGGAUUUCGCCCACCUGCAAAGCAGAGAUUCCCAGGCAGGAUUGUAUCCUCGAGACAGGCCAGCUCUUCAAAGCAAGGUCACGUCCCGAUCAAAGUCGGUGCCAUUGCCAUCUUGGUGAAUUACCUCGAUGACAAAGGAGAGUUGUUGACCACAAUUCCGCCUGUCAGAACAGAGAUGUCGAAGUUAAAACGAAGAGGAUGCGCUCAUUUUGAUGGAGAUCAGUCUGAGGACGGAAGUGUGGAUUUCAGCUUUUGUUUAGACUGGACAUUUGAGGAAGUUGAUGCUUACAUUCGAAGAUUAUUUCCCAAAGUCUUUGAAUACCUUGACUCUGUGAAGGUUGGUGAUGUCAAAGGGAAGGCUACGGACAAUGGAGCAUCUGAAUGGGUGUUAAUUUCGAAAGAGAACCGCAGGCUCAGUGUCGCACCUGAGCCCUUCCCAACUGGCAAACACCUCGAACGGUACAAAGGCAGAAGCAAUGCCCCACUUCAACAGACAAAUAUCUUUAUUGGUAUCCGGAAAUUCGUACCUGAGCAUACUUAUGCACGCUGGGACCCAGACAUGGUUAUUAUUGAUAUAGCUGAUGACAGCGAUGACGGUGAUGACGGCGAUGAUGGCGAUGACGGCGACCAUAAACAAGAGUAUGGGCUUAAAAUCGAAGACGACAUAUUCACUCAAGUUCCAAAGAUUGUGCGUCCAAAACGUCCAAUGCAGCGUGGAACCCGUCAAGAACCAGCUCAGAAGAAAUUGCGUGGAGCUCAUGGACAGCCCAUUGCAUCGAAAACGGGGAACAAGUCGGGAAGAUCCUCAGGCCAAGUUAAACUUUUCUGUCCAAGUGGCUCUGAUACGGAUGACAGUCUCAACACCCUACCAGCUAGUCUGAAAGGGAUGUCAAUCUCACCACGGGUUCAGAAGCGUGCUCCACGCCAUAAUCCAAUGAUGCCAUUGAUCAAGGACGAAGAAAACCACCAGGAUAUCGACCUGCGAGACUUCGCAAAGGCUCAGAAUCAUCAUGUGCCCGGCGUACCUAAUCGACCACUCUUCCAGCCUCUCGUUUCGGUCCAACCUACGCUGAAUGACCUGUUGCGCGGCCACCCAGACGUCAAUGAUCCAUUGUCACGUCCGUUCCACAACCCCUGGACGAAGGACUACUUCAUUGGCUCUAUCAAACUUUGGCUUUAAUUUUGUGCGAAAGUCUCAUCAUCCCAUUUAAUUCCCCUUACUUCUUUGAAUCCUAUGUCAUUUGCCCUUUAAUCUUCCUCACUCCUUUUAAUCCUUCAUUCUGAGCCCAUACUACUAUUCAACUCUUCGUUUAAUUCCUAUCCCGCCAACUUAUCCUUCAUUAAAUGCUGGUUGGUUCAAUUGAAAAAUUUAGUUCAUCAGUUUA
Suillus discolor is the source of this 1684-nucleotide messenger RNA. RefSeq lists its product as uncharacterized. Bases 1 to 1479 code for a protein of 492 amino acids. The record is from RefSeq and is a predicted model, not a curated record. NCBI's taxonomy places the organism in Eukaryota, Fungi, Basidiomycota, Agaricomycetes, Boletales, Suillaceae. The transcript has 7 exons.